UUGAACACUGUUGGCGUUGCUGCUGUUUGGGGACAAGAUGGAUUAGUCACUGAACAAACACAAGAAGAAGCAACACCAAGUUACAAUGCUGAUGGAAUGUAUAAUACUCCUGAUGCACCAAAGAAAGUUUCGAUGUUCGCAAAACUUUCUGUUGCAGGAAAGAAAGCACAAAACAGCGACCAAGAGAAGAAAGAAAAACUCGCUGCUUCUAUCUUCAAAGGUGCUAAACCAGUUGCUAAGAAACCAAAGCAACCAGCUCCAGAACAACCUCAACAACAGCAACAACAAAUUACAAAUAAUGAGUUGACUGAUGAACAAAAGCAGAAUGUUGAAGAAGCAAUAAAUGAGUUACAACAACCACAACCACAAGAGAUUGCUGAAUUCUUUGCACAAGGUUUCUCUCCUGCUCCUGUUUUCGCUGAUGAUACAAUCAAAGUUAUCGCAAUUUGCGGACAAGGAAAGAUCUUAGUUGCUGUAAUGAAUGCAACUGAUUAUCCAAUUGGAGAAUGCAAGAUUUCAAUUGAUGGACCGGAUGUUUUGAACAAAGAUGUUGUUUCUCAUCCAGCAAAUAUCAAUUGCAUCCCUCAACAAAACGCUGUUACUUUGUUGACAUCGUUCUCUUUCCCCAAGCAGAUGAAGGGAUUCCCACAGUUCAAGUUCACAGCAAAUAUCGUUUACAAUGGAAAGACAGUUAAUGUCAAUUUGCCAGCGAAUUUGUUGACAUUCAUUGUCCCUCAGACAGCAACAACGAACGAGUUUGGAGCUGCUUGGAAGUCAGGAGGCAGUGAAUUAGUCCUUUCUCUCCAGAAGAAGGAUGGAAUGACAUUGGAUGAUAUCUCCGCCGCAUUGAACAAUUUGGCACACGUCAAGACUGUUCAAAGAAUUGGUCAAGAAGAGAUUUUCAUGGGUUUGUUAGUUUCAACACCAUUCAAGGUUCUCAUUCACGUGAAAUUCGGUGCUCAGAAAGUUGAUGUAAAGAUCCUUUCAAAGGCACAGCCGCUCACAGCUUCAGUUCUUAAUGACCUUAAGAACAUUUUUGCAUGA
Messenger RNA from Trichomonas vaginalis G3, 1044 nucleotides. Its product is annotated as intracellular protein transport. NCBI's taxonomy places the organism in Eukaryota, Parabasalia, Trichomonadida, Trichomonadidae. The transcript has a single exon. The record is from RefSeq and is a predicted model, not a curated record.